AUGUUGUUUUGCCAUCAAGCCGUCAAGCUGCUGGUCGCGGCAGUCAUCGCCGCCAUGGCAACGCCCAAAAUCCGACUAGGAUUGCUCAUCCUGAAACCGGUGGGCUACUACUGCGUCGAUUCCACCCCGAGUGAAACCCGUGGACCUGCGCAACGCUUUCGAUAG
Messenger RNA from Pyrenophora tritici-repentis Pt-1C-BFP, 165 nucleotides. Lineage: Eukaryota; Fungi; Ascomycota; Dothideomycetes; Pleosporales; Pleosporaceae. The record is from RefSeq and is a predicted model, not a curated record.